GCAGGUAAUAAUACUUUUUUUAUUAAAAUAGUCUUGCCAUUCAGUAAUAUAUCGGUAUAAAACUUUGUUAGUUACAUCAAAUGGCAUCUCCUAAAUUUGCAAAUAGUGGAAUAGUACUUUUCUCGAACUAUGGAUUGUUGCAAGCAAAGCUCUAUUCAUUAUUCUGUUGAUAAUCGUAUCAAGUCCUGUUUUGAAUGAGUUCUUGCCCGUGGGAUUAACAACAGCAUGUGUUCACAUAACACAGAGUAUUGUGUACCAUCUAGUAUGCCUAAAAUAUUUUUAAUCUUUUUUUUAUUAUUUUAGUGCAUACAGUGGUAUGUGACAGCAAUAGUAUUUUUAGAAUGGAUUUGGUAUAUUUCCUGUGUAACUUCUGUAGGUGACCCUGCGUUGGUUGUUGGGCUAGGUGAUCUUCAGAGGACCCUUGCAACUUAAACCAUUCUGUGAUUUGUGUUUGUUUUACUAUAAUGGAAGAGCAUCCUUCUGGAAAACUCUGCUUUAACCAUCACAUGAAUACUAAAAGGCAUGCGUGGCAUUUUAGAAAUUGUAUUACUAAUCAGCCUACUAUUGAAAAGAUAGAUAUUAUUUAAAUAGUAAUUAAAAAAAAAAGUUUAAAUACUUUAAAAGAGGAAGUUUACACUGUUCUCUCCUUUGUUUGCGGCAGUCCCAGGUGCCUCCCCUGGUGCAGAGAAGCGGUGGCACUGUCCCCUGCUGGGCGGAUGUUGGUCCUGUUCAUGCAGGGGGGGCAGCAGAAGGCGUGCGGGGUGGGACACGGCUCUGCCCCAGCGCCUUUCCCUGCCCCUGCUCACCUGGCUGUACCUGCCCUCGGGACGUCACGUCGCUCUGCCCAUAGCGUCUGCGGGGCUGCCUGACGUCAGGAUGCGAUGGCCGCGACCGCCCGGCCGGACGCGACAUCGCCUUCCCCGACAGCGCCGGACCGCCUCGGCCACCGCAGCCUGCGGUGCUGCUCAUACUGCUGCUGCAGAUCCCGAUCCUGCUGCAGAUCCCGAUCCUGCUUUUGCCGCUGCUGCUGAUCCUGCUGCUUCUGCUGCUGCGGCUCCGGCGUGCGGCUGCAGUCCAUCGCCCGGAGCAGCCAGCACCGAGUUAUCCAGCCUGGCCACAGCCGGGGGAAUGUGGCCGGAGUCCCCGCGGUCACCGCAGCGAGGCUGAGCCUGGACACCGAAGCUAAACAAGCCAAACUCGCUGGAGAUUUGCAAUGCCAGCAGCCUUUCCAGGUCGGUUAAUAUUGUAGCUUUUGGGAAUGAAAGAGAUGGUUUUUCUGAGGACAAUCAGCAGCCCAGUCUCAUCUGGAGCUAUCUCGGAAGAAGUGCUCUCAUUUCCCAGAUCGACAGCAGCUUAUCUGCCAGUCACGUUGGAAACCCAGUUUUUACUGAGUAUCAAGCCUGCGUAUUUGGAAAUGUCAGACUGGUGGUACACGACUAUCCUGUCUGGAAUGGACUGGGGAUCCUGUUUCUAAUCUGUGAAGCUGCAUGUGACCUACACGCGCAGUUUGCUGGAGUCACUGGAGCGCAGCAAAGAGUAAAAUCUCCUGAAUAUAAAUGAAGUCUGUAGGGCUUCAAAGGCUGUUUCAGAGGGAUGGAAGGAGGAUAUAUUUGACAGUGACUGGUAUACUUCCUGCAGGCUCAUUGGAGGAGCUGAUAUUAUUGUGAUUAAAUAUUCUGUCAAUGACAAGACUUCAUUUCAAGAACUGAAGGACAGCUAUGUGCCAAUGGUAAAAAAAGCCCUAAAUCACUGCUCAGUUCCAGUAAUAAUUUCUGCUAUUGGUGCAAGAAAAAGGGGAGUGUCUUGCACCUGUCCCCUGUGCACUUCAGACAGAAAGAGCUGUGUCACAACCUCCGAAGGAGUUCAACUUGCAAAGGAACUCAGAGCCACCUACCUUGAACUGCACACUCUUGACGACUUCUACAUCCAGAAAUAUUUUGGAGGAGUGCUGGAAUAUUUUAUAAUCCAAAGUUUGAAUCAGAAGUCAUCUGAAAAAAUGAAGAAAAGGAAAAAGACGCAGAAGUGCCAUCGAGUCCAACCACCUCAGCUUGAACAGCCAGAAAAGAUGCCAAUCCUGAAGGGCGAAGCCUCGCACUACAAUGCAGACCUGCACAAUCUGCUCUACUGUUGCCAGUGUGCAGAUGUGGCCUUUUACCCUGAGGACCUCAGCACGGCGGUGGAGGCUCACAAGAUCAUCCUCUGCUCUGUCAGCCACCUCUUCAUGCUGCUCUUCAGGGUGAAGAGCCCGUCUGACACCCAUGAUGCCUCCAUCGUACAGCUGGCACAGAGCCUCUUCGCAGUGGAGGUGGGGGAUCUCUUCCCCUCCUCCUCCCAUGAUUUACCACCCUGUGUCCCACCAGUCAGGGUAGUGGUGAAGGAUUCUGUCUUCUGUUCUUGUCUGCCAGACAUCCUCCACUUCAUCUAUUCAGGUGCUUUCCAGUGGGAUCGAUUAGAAGAGGACAUAAGAAAGAAGCUGAAUGAUCCAGAUAAAACAGAACACGUGCUUGAGAAAGUUAAAUUCAUCCUGAAAACUCCAGGGAAGCUAAACACUAUAAAGGACUGCAACUCUCACCAGAUAAAACGUCUGUAUAAUACUUCUCUCAGGCUAUUCUUCAACACACCUGUGCUAGCUGAUGUAAUCUUCAAAAUACAAGGUUCAACUGUACCAGCCCACAGGGCAGUUCUGGUGGCUCGCUGUAAGGUUAUGGCAGCUAUGUUUAAUGGCAAUUAUCUAGAGGCAAAUAGCAUUCUGGUUCCAGUGUAUGGGGUUUCCAAAGACACUUUCCUGUCCUUCUUAGAGUACCUUUACACUGACUCCUGCUACCCAGCCAGUAUUCUCCAAGCGAUGUCUCUGCUGAUCUGUGCAGAGAUGUACCAAGUAAUGAGACUCCAGCACAUUUGUGAACUUUACAUCAUCACGCAGCUUCAGAGCAUGCCUAGCAGGGAACUGGCUUCCACAAGCCUCAGUAUUGUUAGCUUGCUCAAAAAAGCUAAGUUUCACAAUUCUGAUUGCCUUUCAACUUGGCUUCUUCAUUUUAUUGCCACAAACUACCUCAUCUUCAGUCAAAAGCCUGAAUUUCAAGAACUUUCAGUGGAAGAGCGCAAUUUUGUGGAGAUGCACCGAUGGCCUUCAAACUUGUACCUGAAGCAGCUUGCUGAUUACAGGAACUAUAUCCACUCUCAGAAAUGCCACUGCACAGUAAUGUAAAGAGGCUGAAUACACACAAAGUGCAUCUCAAUUGCAAAAUUUCAGAUUGGGGAUUAUCUAGAAUAUAAAAACCACAUAAAGAGUGCUACCUGAUGCUAACCUCCUCUGGAAAUUACGUUCUUUGUUUUGCUAACAAAUCACUCUAAUUUUUACCUUGAAGCAUUGGGAAAUGAAUGUUGAAGAUUUAUUUUAAGCACAAGGACUUCAUAUUCAUGGGGAUUAAAUGUAUUACAGGACAGUGCCCUGACUGGCAUCUGUUCCCCCUUCUAAUUUCCUUUUUGUUUAUUUUAUUGUUUUUCAUGGUUAUUUGUGGCUGCUAAACUGAAUCUGUUCAAAAUAGACUGGUUUUGUGUAUCUGUGCAUAAGAGAAGCAUAGGGAUACAGUAACAGUGCAGGGAAGCUGAAAACCCAGGUCAUAAUUUUUUCAUAUACUUCAGGAUGCAAAAAUUUUCUGUAGCAUUUGUUAGUUCACAAUAUAAUGGGUAGGCUAAAGAAGCAUUGUAGUUACUAUUAAUUUAUUACUCCAAAGGAAACCUGUUGUUCUGUUACAACCCUUUGAUUAGAUGUUUUAAUUCCAGAGGAAUGCCAUUGCAUCACAGUAUUCUCUAGAGCCUCCAAAUAUCUAAAGAAUGACAUGAUUUUUCCUGCCAGUAGGUAGGAGAAGAAAGCCUGUUUUCACAAUCUGCAGAACACCUUUGUUAGUGUAGUCAUAUUGUAUUUUUCCCCAUAAAGAAUAAAGAGAGGGAAAACUACAUACGCUCAGAGCAUAUCCGUAUGGUACUAAUGGACAGGGAAGAAAAAGGGCUCAACAGUCUUUCUUGGGGUUUGAGCAAAAAUCUCAAAAAGCCACUAGCAAAAAUGGCUUUUUUUGGGAAAAGUGUGUCUAGUAAUCAUAGUCACUACAAUAGAUGUUAGAUGCGCUAGUCAUGAAGGAGAUGACCCUCACAGAUUUGCCAGUGCUGCCACGGAUGUUGGCUUUUGUGGGGUGGGACUUUGAGCUCAAACCUCCCCAGCAGGGAUUAAGUUCAAGUUUAAUUAUCAUCAUGUGCUCAUAAGCUACACCAUGUGAGACAAACCUAGCUGUGGAUCCUUUCUGAGAUACAAGAGAAAAACCCAGAAUAUUAUGACUUGCAAGAUCCUUGCAGUUGCUAUUUAGCAUUUUCUUGACCAAAAUAACUUGUCAUGCUGCUGACCUGUGUGUGCUAUAGUAUGUGCUAAUGCCAGAAUGAACGGAGCCUUUUCCUGAGCAUAGGUGCUUUUCUAGAAACAAAAUUUAAUCAAGGAACUAGAUGCCUCAUUAUCAUUCUUGUAUUUUCAAUUCUGGUUGCUCAUCUGCCUUUGUAAUGUGGUUUGUAGCCUGAGACUGUGGCAUUUCUACCACAUCAAAUGUACCUAGAAACUGCACUUGUGUGAAGAAGGUGGAAAAACAAAUUGUUGGAGCUGAAUCUUUUUUUUUUUUUUUUUUUUUUUUAAGUAUAAGAAUUGUUAUAUUUUUCAAUACCAUUUUAUAGAUAAAUUGUUCUUUUCAAAUUCCAUUCUGUAGUCAUAGAGAUUUUUUUGGUUUUUGUGAUUUUUCCCUAUUUUUGUAUACACACAAAAUAAAAAAGCGUUUAUGACACAGCUGGCUGCUGCAGACUCAGAAUUCCAAGGUUAGUUUUAGGCAAGAAUGGUUUAAAAAAAAAAAACAAAAAAAAAAAAACCAAAAAAAACUUUGCAUCUGCAGAUCCUAAAGUUAUUUAAAAGAUUAAUAUACUUAUCUACAUCUUGCAUAUAGAGACCCUAAAAUAUAGAAAAUGAUAAUGCUUUUUCAAAAUCAUAAAAGAAAACUGAAAUCAUUAAACAAAAAAAAAAAUAGCAGGAAAGUAAUAUGUAUGGAACUUGCAUGUGAAAAAAGUCGUUUUUAUAGUCAUAUAGUUACCAAAACUUUAAGUAAAAAUUAAAUUACUGGAUAGAUAUGAAUAAAACUUCAGUAAGUUAUUUGAAGCUUAAAGUCAUGGAAAAAUUUGUGCAUACAGUUAAACUACAGUUUGUCCAGACAUCUGAUAGCAUCUUUGGGUGUUUCUACCAGAAGCCAGCUCAAUUAUCAAAAGUGGGGAUUAAAUGCUUCAUACUGACAUCCUGUGUAAAAGUGACACAAAAGCUCUGUGAAUGUUGCUCUAAGCUUCAUGUAGUCCUGCAUUUUUAAUAUUUUGAAAGCUUUCCCAGUUUUUUCACUAGGAAAUGAUUUGUGUAUAGAUAAUACAUAAGAAAGUACUGGUUUUAAUUUUCUGUAAAUGUUUUAUAGAUUAAAAUUUUAAAAAUAUAAAAAUAGGCUUAAUGAAAAUAUAAAACACUUUAUAUCCAAACCAGAGAAAUAUUUUACUACUAUGCAUUUUAGUCAGUGAUUGCCACAGGUUUUAUACAGAGAGGUCAGGCAGGUAAAAACAUUUCGUACUUAUUCAGAUUCAGAGAUUAAUGCUUAUUACUUUUCAGAUAAUAAACCAAGUUUCCAUUUUACUCUGUAGCCCCAUAAUGCUGCCUGUAUCUGGUGCAGAUGUGUUGUACUUGCAGAUGUAGACCAUCUGAUAAAUUUUAAGUCUUAAAAGAAAUCUUACUAGACAUUCUUAUUUUCAUUCUCUAAGAUGAUUUUCUGUAGUAAUGUAUGUCUCUUAGAGCUAUUUUUAAACCUUUUUAGCAUUUGGAAACAUGACUGAAAGUAGAUAAUUAUGUUUUGUGAGUUGCUAUUCUUAGCUGGUUUUAGUGGAGGCUUUACGACUGUAUCCAUCACAGAUAGUCAGGAAUUAGGGCAGUACUGAAUUUGGUAUUAAUUUAUAAUUGUGUAUGGCAUAAAGUAAAAACUGCUUUGAUAUAAACCCCCCACCUUAUACUAUGGUACCAAGUAAAAAUCAGGAACCAAUUUGGAAAAAAAAAGUUAUUUAAGGAAGUGGUUUAGAAAAAAUAAAAUGUUUCUGGAAUGCUUGCACUGAUUCCAACACCUCCCAAACUCCCCUGGCACUGGCAGCAUUGGGAUCAAAGAAAGAGGUCAGUGGUGAAUUUGGAUGUCCCUAGGCAGUACCAAUAGCAUUUGAAAUUAUAUAUUUAGGCUUAAAUUUAAGUAGAGAUGCCACUCCUGAAUCCUUCAUAAGAACUAACUUUCAAAAUUAACUUUUAACAAAUAAUAUUUUGAAUAAUGGACUACAUCCUUAAUUUUUGCUGUCCUAUAUAUGUGUGUCUAUUUCUUGUCCCAAACUAGCACUAAACUUAUAGAGAUUAAAAAAAAGUUUUCUACACUAGUAAUGUUUUCCACAUGAUAGUCAUAAAACCUUUGCUAUUGUCUUUAGGCCAUGGUGUGGUGGAUUUGAAAACAAAACCAAACUGUUAGAAAAAAGAAUAACUAUUUUAUUAGGCAUGUCCUGAAACUCUUGUAUGUUUUUCUUUUAGUAUACCUAAAUUACAUAUUUUUAGAUUGAAUAUGUAAAAUUUUUUAUACAAAAUUAAAAAAAAAUCUCUAA
This is a messenger RNA of Taeniopygia guttata (zebra finch), 6699 nucleotides long. It is a transcript of the gene RHOBTB3, whose product is annotated as Rho related BTB domain containing 3. Gene Ontology annotation, molecular function: protein binding; GTPase activity; GTP binding. The record is from RefSeq and is a predicted model, not a curated record. Lineage: Eukaryota; Metazoa; Chordata; Aves; Passeriformes; Estrildidae.